Molecule: messenger RNA, 3169 nt
Organism: Rosa chinensis
Lineage: Eukaryota; Viridiplantae; Streptophyta; Magnoliopsida; Rosales; Rosaceae
Product: probable disease resistance protein At5g66900
Exons: 6
Coding region: 79-2526 (815 amino acids)
Biological process (GO): defense response to fungus
Molecular function (GO): ADP binding
Source: RefSeq, a predicted model, not a curated record
CAACUCUCUUUGCUCAUAUAGUGCAAGAAACAACCCUAUAUUCACGUGUACUUCGAUCUUGCAUUAUCGAUCUCAGCAAUGGUGAUAAUCUGCGGAGCUGGUUUAGCGGUGACAUUUUGGACGCUGUGUGAUUCUGUUAAGCAAGUGAAAGACCAGAUACUGAUGUUCAAACCCCAACUCGGGGAUAUCAAGUCCACUCUGGACUCCUUGCAGCCACUGAUCAAGGAGAUGGCAGAGUGUGAGAAGGAACUGGAUGGUCCAGAGGAGGAGCUAGAGAAUCUUAGAGUGGAAAUGGAGGGAGGAGUGGAGCUUAUUCGCAAGUGCUCGAAAGCGAGCAGGUUCAAGCAGUAUAAGUACGGCAGCAGGCUUGUUGAAUUGAGCAAGUCACUUCAGAGGCUGUUGGGGAUAUUGAAAGUGCAGGGGAUAAGGGAUGUGAAGAAGGCAUUGGUUUCGGUGAGGAACGUUGAGAAUGUGCUGCACAGAAUUGAAGGGAAUUGUGUGAUACAGAACAAUCAGUCUGAAAAAAAUGAAGGGUGGUGUGCUGUGCCUGAGCCUCCAACAAUUACGGUUGGAUUGGAUUUGCCUUUGAGGGAAUUGAAGAUGAAGCUCUUUAAGGACGGAGUGUCGAUGGUGAUACUUACUGCUCCAGGAGGAUGCGGGAAAACUACAUUGGCAACAAAGUUAUGUCAAGAUGCAGAAGUCAAAGAUAAAUUCAAAAGCAAUGUCUUCUUUGUUACUGUUUCAAAGAAGCCCAACUUGUACCUAAUUGUAAAAGAGCUAUAUCAUCGAACGGGUGCCCAGGUCCCCGAUUUCCAAAGUGAAGUAACUUCAGUUAGCUGGCUGCAGAAAUUUCUGAAGCAAACAGGUCAAAAUCCUAUGUUGUUGGUCCUGGAUGAUGUUUGGGCUGGAUCAGAAUUCAUUCUUGAGAAGUUCGAUGAAUUAAAAAUGACAAAUUACAAGAUAUUGGUGACAUCAAGGUCUGCUUUUCCAAGAUUUGGUUCUCCAUAUUUUUUGGAAUGUUUGAACCGCGAAGAUGCAAUGGCACUUUUUCACCAUGCAGCAUCCUUAGGUGAUAGGAGCUCUUAUAUUUCUGAAGAUCUUCCGAGAAAGAUAGUAGAACGUUGUAUGGGAUAUCCACUUGCAAUUACAGUUGUCGGAAGAUCACUUUGCGGGCAGCCAAUAGAGAUUUGGCAAAAAAGAGUGUUGGAAUGGUCUAGAGGUUCUUCUGUUCUUAAGUCUGAACAUGAUUUGCUUGAUUGCCUCCAAAGAAGCUUAGAUGCUUUGGAUGAAGAGAAGUCUCUUAUCAGGGAAUGCUUCAUAGACCUUGGUUUAUUUCCUGAAGAUAAAAGAAUCUCAGCUACUGUCCUCAUUGAUAUGUGGGCAGAGGUAUAUGGCAUAAAUGAGGACAUUUCGUCCAUUGUGAACCUCUAUGAACUUGCCUCUCGGAGUUUGGCUAAUCUGGCAGUCACAAGGAAGGACAACAAGGAUAGUGAUGGCUAUUACACUGAACACUUUGUUACACAGCAUGACAUGCUUAGGGAGUUGGCUAUCCUGCAGAUGAGUCAGGAACCACUGCAACAUAGAAUGAGGCUCAUGAUUGACAUAUGUGGAGACAACCUUCCUAUGUGGUGGAAAGAACAAAAUUAUGAAUCCCUCAUUGCUCGCCUUGUAUCUAUCUCGACAGAUGAAGAGUUCUCAUCUAAAUGGCAAAACUUGCAACUACCAGAGGCAGAGGUUUUGAUUUUGAACUUUCAGACCAAGUAUUAUGCCUUACCAGAGUUUGUGGAGAAAAUGAAUAAAUUGAAGACUCUAGUACUCACAAGUUAUGGUAUCACUCCGGCUGAGUUGAAUAACUUUCAACUAGUUGAUUCAAAACCGAAUCUGAAGAGAAUCAGAUUAGAACGAAUUUCAAUUCCUUCCAUAAGCAGGUAUCCUAUACAGUUGAAAAGUUUGCAAAAGAUUUCUCUAUUCAUGUGUAGAAUUGGCCAAGGUUUUGGUAAUGGUUCCAUCCAUAUAUCAGAGGCGUUUCCAAAUCUUGUUGAAAUGAAUAUUGAUUACUGCAAUGAUUUGGUGGAGUUGCCUCCUCAAUUGUGUGACCUUGUUCAAUUGAAGAAACUCAGUGUCACCAAUUCUCAUAAACUCUCUGCCUUACCUGAAGACAUUGGAAAUCUAGUAAAUUUAGAGCUGUUGAGGCUCAGGUGUUGUACAGACUUGUCAGAGUUACCUGGCUCGGUCAGGAACCUCAAGAAGUUAAACUUGCUUGACAUAUCUGAUUGCUUUAGCAUUAAGGAAUUGCCUGAAGACAUUGGAGAAUUGUGCAAUUUAGAAAGGCUCAACAUGAGACAGUGCUCGAGAUUGAAUGAGUUGCCUUCUUCAGUUUUGGAUCUUGAACAGUUGAAGGAAGUGACAUGUGAUGAAGAGACUGAAAUUUUAUGGGAACCCUUUUUACCCUUUCUCAAGAACAUACACAUGAAGGUUGUGAAAGAAGAUAUCAACCUGAAUUGGCUCCACAAGGCACAUUGCUGAGACGUAUUCUCUCAAAUAAAUGUUGGGGCAACGUCUGUGUGAUUUGUGAAGGUUGUCAGAGGGCUGGUUUUCAAGGCACAUUACAACAGGUAUACUCCUUGCAUUGGAUGAUUCUCUCCAUCAAAAUACUGCAAGCACAGCAAGCAAGGGACGUGAAGAUUAUCUUGGUAAGGGGAAAGAAUAUGGAGGCAACGAUCAAAGGAAUUGAACAAGGUAUGCUACUUGAUCAAAAUGAACUUAAUGGUUGAGCUAUAGCUCUUAAACAGCAAUCCUUCAGAGUUGGAUUGGAGGCGCCUUUAACUCUUUAAGAGGAAGAUUUAGGUGGUCAAAGAAGAGUACAACCUAGAAUGGAUCUACAGUCAACAAUCUUGAGAGCUGCAUGUCUGCCACAUUUGUGUUUCAUUUUCAUUCUUAGAUUUUAGUGUUGAGAUUUUUCUUUCCAAUAAACUGUUUUGCAAUGUCUCUGAUGGAUUUAUUUUUUCUUUCUUGAUGUUCUUGUUUGGUAACCAAGGCUCUUGUAUAUUAUUUCUCUUACACAUAUAGCAGCAUAGUAAAAGGAAAGUAUAUGUGUUAUUAGGGGAUUUGAAUUUACGAGUUGUACCAUUAUGUUUAAACACAUUCAUGUUGAGUACUUAUAGAUGGU